CCUUUUUUCACAAAUACCAUAUUUAUCAAGUAGAAGAGAUUGGGGUGUGGGUGUGGGGCGGGGGGUCAGUAUAAAAGAAAGAGAAUAUGUGUGGUUUUCAAAUAAAGUGAGAAAAACUGGAUCUUGAUCUGAACAUAAAAGGUUAAAAAAGGUCACGUCUUCACCUCUUCCUGAUAGUUGUUGAAUCAACCUCUACAAAAACUACUUGCCACCCAUAAAAUUCUUAAACCAUUUCAAACAAUAUUGUGUAUGGGGUUCCAGUAAUACAACCAUACUAUUGUCAUAUUAUAUUAUUAUUAUUAUUUAGUUUGCAGUUUAAGGAUCUUAUUGCACCUUUCCUUCCAUUCUAAUCAUUGAUCAAAUUUGCCUAUAAAGUUACCUACUUUUGCUUCAUUUCAAUUUGGGAUCUUGCAUCAAGACUCUGAGACAGUGAAUCAGGUGUUGUUGGAUUCAAAGUAAAUCAUCAUGUUCAAGAACUCACCGCGUAGAAACCAACAGAGAAAUAAAGGUUUUAAGGUGAAGCAUGCUCUUCAGAUAUGUGUACUUGUUGGUGUUUGUAUCUGGCUGCUUUACCAAGUCCAGCACUCACGUAGCAAGAAAGCAUCUUUUGAACAAAAUGCAAGCGUCUCAGAGAAGGUACAGACUGACAAUGAUGUUAUCAGGUUUGGAAGGAAGGACCUCCAACCUCUAAAGAAGGAAGUAGAUGUUGAUGAUGAGAAGCUGACCAAGGUGACAGAGGAAGACGAGCUUAAGCGUUUUGAUGAUGACGCCAAAGUGGAGGAGCAUGGCCAUGAUCUUGAAAAAUCAGCGGAGGAUAGGGAGCAUAAAGCGGAAUUGGUGGAUGAGGAUAGAGGAACGGAAAAAAUCCAGGAGAAAGAAGUGAGGGGAGAAGGCAAUGCUGAAGCAGAAAGCAAAGAGCGUAGUGAAGAUGGCAAAGGUGAGAGUAAUGAGGAAGCCACUGACACUAAUACCAACAACAGUGAGCAAAGUGGCGAAGAAAGUAAGGACCAGGAGUCGGAAAAGGAAGACAAGGAUUUUAAUGAGAACACUGACAAGGAAAGUGAAAGUGAAGAGAAGGGAACUGAGGGAAAUGUUGACGCAGGAACUGAUUUGAAAGAAGAGAAGGCACAAAGCGAAGAGAAUGGAAGUGAAGAAACUUCUACGAGUAAAAGCAACGAAGUAGUUGAAAAUGAAAGCGAAAAGAAGUCGGUGGAGUUGGAGGAAAGUAAUGAAGGCAAAGUAAAAGAGAAUGACGAGAGCGCAGAAGAGAAGAAUGAUGAAGCCAGUAAAGAGAAGGAAGAUAACCUAAGCAAAAAUGAAGAAUCUGCCUCUUCAGAAGACAAGGUUCACGAUGAAAUUGAUAUGACUAAUGAGGCUUCAACAGUAGAAAAAAGCAAGGAAGGAAGUUCGUUGGUUAAAGAGACAUCAGAAUCUGAAAACGUGAAAGGGACAGAAGGCGAUGGUAAUGUUGCCUUGAACAAUGAGGAGGAAUCCAAGAAGGGAGAAGAUGAGUUGCAAGACAAGAAAAGCAAGAACGACACUAGUGAUGAAAGUCUGAACAAGUUGGAUUCAGAGUCUGGAGAACAUAAGAUGCUUGAACAAAACAGUUCUGCAGAUGCAAAUGCUGCUGGAGAAGUGAGUAAUGGAAGCAACACUGGGGACAGUUUUAAUGCUGCAGAUGGAACCAAUGAAGCCACUAGCCAGCAGACAGAAAGUGGCAAUUCUGCCUCUGAAACCAUUCAAAAUGAAAGCAACAGUAAUAAUAACUCCAAUGCUGCAACUGGAACAAAUGAAGCCAAUGAACAUCAGCAAGAAAAUGAAAGCUCCACCUCUCAUAGCAUACAAAAUGAGAACUCUGGUGAUAACUCAGAUCAUGCAGGAGGAACCAAUGAAGCAAAUGAACAUCAGCAAGGAAAUGAGAAAAACUCUAGUGAUGACUCCAAUGCUGUAGCAGAAAACAGCAAAACCAGUAAGCAGCAGCAGGAACAGGACAGUUCUGCCUCUGGCACCAAACAAAAUGAGAACAACUCAGGUGUAGACUCCAAUCUUGGAGGAGGAACCAAUGAAGCCAACAAACAGCAGCAGGAAAAUGAAAGUUCUGUCACUCAUACCACACAAAAUGAGAACAACUCUGGUGAGGACUCCAAGCUUGCAGGAGGAACCAAUGAUGCCAACAAACAGCAGCAGGAAAAUGACAGUUCUGCCACUCAAACCGCACAAAAUGAGAACAACUCAAUUAAGGAGGCUGUUUCUGUUGGAGAUGGCACGCAGAACGAUCCAAAUGAGCAGCUAUCUGAGAAAAAAGAUUCAAAUUCCUCGGCAGAUGAAGAAUCAAUAACAAGUUCAAAACGCGCUGAAUCUGUUGGAUCAGUUGACCAAAAUGGCAACACUGUAACAGCUGGUGCAACUGAGAAGUCAACUGGAGGUGGGAACGAUCAGAAUGAGACGAACCAGAAAUCUGAUCCAGGCUCUGAGAACAAAAUAAAUCCCUCAAAUGAUAAUGACGAGACAGACGCAGAUCAAAACAAAUCGACUGAUUCUUCCAGUUCAAACAGCAAUCCUGAUGACAGCCAGCAAAACCAAGUCGAGUCGACAGAUUCUGCAAUUCCUAAAGAAGAGACAGAGACUCGUACUGACGUGGGAACAUUGCCACAGACAGGAAAUGAGGGGAACAGUCAGGAAGAAGCUGCAGCAGAGUAAUAUAGAUACCUAGUAGUACUAUUUUUAUGCCAAAGUUUUAUUCACAUUCUUUCUUCUUGUUGCCUUGUUCAAAGUCUAAGGCAGUAAUAUGAUAGUGAGAUAACUUCGGUUGGCUUGCCUGUCGAUGCCGAAGACGAAGAGUCAUCAUGUAACAAAUAUAUAGUUUGAUGUUGCGCACAACUUAGUUUCUUUAUCAUCUCUUAUCACAUAAACGUCUAUCUGCAUGUCUAAUCUUGCAAUAUUCCGUGCAUUAUUAAUGAUAAAAGAUUUCUUCA
This is a messenger RNA of Capsicum annuum, 2975 nucleotides long. RefSeq lists its product as uncharacterized. The record is from RefSeq and is a predicted model, not a curated record. Bases 466 to 2700 code for a protein of 744 amino acids. Lineage: Eukaryota; Viridiplantae; Streptophyta; Magnoliopsida; Solanales; Solanaceae. The transcript is spliced from 2 exons.